This is a messenger RNA of Poeciliopsis prolifica (blackstripe livebearer), 1408 nucleotides long. RefSeq names its product carbonic anhydrase XVb (gene ca15b). The transcript has 9 exons. Lineage: Eukaryota; Metazoa; Chordata; Actinopteri; Cyprinodontiformes; Poeciliidae. Gene Ontology annotation, cellular component: plasma membrane. The record is from RefSeq and is a predicted model, not a curated record. Gene Ontology annotation, molecular function: zinc ion binding; carbonate dehydratase activity. Bases 67 to 1074 code for a protein of 335 amino acids.
UGAUUUGUUCCUUUGAUAAGUCAUGCAUCAGGUAUUGACGUCAUUCAAGCAUGAAUUCCUGCAGAAAUGAGAUCUAUAAAAGGUCAGGAUGAGGCAGGACAGCAGACACCUGCGUGGAAACACCUGCACCCAAAGAUGAAUUUUCUGACUAUAAUCGCUGUUGCUGUGUGCGUCCUUGCACCAAGUGCAGAUUGUGCCUCCAACGCGAUCGUGUGGUGCUACCAUAACUCCAGCUGCAGUGACGCCACCUGGCCGCUCAUCUCCCCGCUCUAUUGCAACGGGACGCGUCAGUCGCCCAUCAACAUCGUGUCCGCCAACGCGACGGAGGACGAGAAACUGACGGAGUUCAGCUUCCAGGGAUACGACAACAGAUCCGCCUUGGCCACAAUCACGAACACCGGGGACACUGUCAAAGUGAACUUCCAUGCUGGCGUCAAGGUGUCAGGAGGAGGCCUGUCUGAGAGCUACGACAGCCUGCAGUUCCACCUCCACUGGGGAAACGGCACGGCUCAGCCCGGAUCAGAGCACACUGUGGACGGCAAGCGCUUCCCCAUGGAGCUUCACAUUGUGAACAGCAAGUCGACCUACAACACCAACACCAACCUUGCUGUGCAGGACUCUGAAGGACUCGCUGCUCUCGGUUUCUUCAUUGAGGAGCUGACAGGAGAAGACGAUCAGCCAGCCAGCUGGAAGAAUUUGACCUCCUACUUGUCAAGCAUCUCAAAUGCUGGUGACAUUACCACAAUCCAACAUAAUAUUUCUCUGGACGAUCUCCUUUCUGGCGUGAACCGAGCCAAUUACUACCGCUACCUGGGUUCGCUGACCACGCCUACCUGUGAUGAAGCCGUCGUUUGGACCGUGUUCAAAGAACCGAUUAAAGUCAGCAAAAACUUGAUCGACCUCUUCAGCACAAGCAUGCGCAUCAAAAACUCCACCUCUCCUCUGAUGGUUAAUGUGUAUCGAGGCAUCCAGGCAUCACAGCCGGUGUCAACGCAGCCGAAGGCAAGCUCCUCCACCAAAUCUGGCUACUCUCUGUCUCUGAUGACCUUUGCCCUCAUAAUGGCGAGAUAUUGAAACAAAAGCUCAAAAGCUCAGGUGGAAGGUCAACUUUUGGAUAAAACAUGCAUAAAAUGCCAAACCUCAGCCCUGCACAUGUUGCAGGUUUUGUAUGUGUGUGCGGAAUGAAAAGACUUUUCUGCCUUGAACUAACUAUGCAACACAAAUGCAUCUGUUACUUAUUUACUCGUUUAUUCUUCUUGCACUUUGCAGAAAUGUCUGUGUGUUUAAAUUGCACUAAAAUCGAGCCUGAAACAGUUUUUAGUUUGUGAUGAAGGUUCAAGGUGUAACUCUGGUUUAUGAAGAACACAUUAUUUACUGUCAUUGAAGAUAAAAAUGCUUUCAAUAAAAU